AUGUUAUUCAAAUCAUUAAAAACUAUAAAAUUUAACAAUAUCAAAGAAGAAAAUAGUAUAUAUCCUGCAGUUGUCCCAUUGAUAAUGGAUCAGAGUCAUAAUGUGGUUACAACCAAUGAGUUUAAUGGUAUUCUAGUUAGAUCAAGCUUUAAAAGUACUACAAUCAGAUUUACCAAACCCUAUUUCUUUUUCUAA
Dictyostelium purpureum is the source of this 195-nucleotide messenger RNA. RefSeq lists its product as uncharacterized. The record is from RefSeq and is a predicted model, not a curated record. NCBI's taxonomy places the organism in Eukaryota, Evosea, Eumycetozoa, Dictyosteliales, Dictyosteliaceae. The coding region runs from base 1 to 195 and encodes 64 amino acids. The transcript has 2 exons.